This is a messenger RNA of Tupaia belangeri chinensis (Chinese tree shrew), 593 nucleotides long. RefSeq names its product lipoyl(octanoyl) transferase 2 (gene LIPT2). Gene Ontology annotation, biological process: protein lipoylation. NCBI's taxonomy places the organism in Eukaryota, Metazoa, Chordata, Mammalia, Scandentia, Tupaiidae. The record is from RefSeq and is a predicted model, not a curated record. Gene Ontology annotation, molecular function: lipoyl(octanoyl) transferase activity.
CCGAGCCAGUCCCCAAAGCCCAGGAGGGGACCGAGGCGGGCGCGCUCCUGCUCUGCGAACCCGCGGGGCCCGUGUAUACUGCUGGACUGCGGGGUGGCCUGACGCCCGAGGAAACCGCGCGCUUGCAGGCCUUGGGUGCCGAGGUGCGCGCCACAGGCCGUGGAGGCCUGGCCACCUUUCACGGUCCGGGCCAGCUGCUCUGCCACCCGGUGCUCGACCUACGACGUCUCGGCCUGCGCCUGCGCACCCACGUGGCGGCGCUGGAGGCGUGCGCCGUGCGCCUGUGCCAGCUCCAGGGCCUGCAGGGAGCCCGCGCGCGGCCCCCGCCCUACACCGGCGUCUGGCUGGGCGGGCGCAAGAUCUGCGCCGUAGGGGUCCGCUGUGGAAGGCACAUCACGUCCCAUGGCCUGGCGCUGAACUGUUCCACAGACCUCACGUGGUUUGAGCACAUUGUGCCCUGUGGUUUGGUUGGGACAGGGGUCACUUCCCUGAGUGAGGAGCUGCAGAGGCAUGUCACUGUGGAUGAAGUAUUGCCACCCUUCCUCGUGGCCUUUAAGGAGACCUACAGAUGCACCUUGAUCUCAGAAGACAGC